GUCGCUUUCAAGCCGGGAAGCGAAUCCCCCCCGGGGCCCUCCUAUCGCAACCUUCCGUUCUCGUGUGAAACUCCGCAUCUUUGAAUGUUGAAAUGCGUGUCCUCCCCCUCCUCCUCCUCUUGGCAUGCAGCGGUUCUUCAAAUCCCCCGGCGGCUGCUGCUUCCCAUUACUCUUCGCGCUCCUAGCUCUCUCCGUCUACUUCUUCAACGCGCGUCGAUCCCCGCCUCUUGUUCCGGAAAUGGCUGAGGAAUCGUCCAAGUCCAUCUACGACUUCGCCGUCAAGGACAUUCGUGGAAAUGAUGUAAGCUUGAGCGAGUACUCUGGGAAGGUUCUUCUGAUUGUCAAUGUUGCUUCAAAAUGUGGUCUCACACAAUCAAAUUACAAGGAAUUGAACACUUUAUAUGAAAAAUACAAGGAUCAAGGAUUUGAAAUACUGGCAUUUCCAUGCAACCAGUUUGCAGGACAAGAGCCUGGGAGUAAUGAAGAGAUUCAAGAGACUGCAUGCACUAUGUUCAAGGCUGAAUUCCCUAUUUUCGACAAGGUCGAGGUGAAUGGCAAGAAUGCAGUCCCACUCUACAAGUUUUUAAAAUCUCAGAAAGGGGGGAUAUUUGGAGACGGCAUCAAAUGGAACUUUACAAAGUUUCUGGUGAAUAGAGAAGGGAAAGUUGUGGAUAGAUAUGCUCCCACUACAUCACCUCUUAAAAUUGAGAAAGAUAUCCAAAAUCUGUUGGGAUCAGCUUGAGCAAUAGAGGGCAAAGGACGUGAUGGAAUCUCCUUGGAGUAAACAUCUACACAUGCUGGGUUUCUGCAGUUGACUUUGGUUUAACUUGCAUCGUAUUUCGUCUUUCUGUGCAAUUUGAUCUAUUUGCUUCCUGCUAUUGUAAUAGACAAGUAAUGAUCUCAAUAAUGCUCCAUUUUGUGUU
Molecule: messenger RNA, 923 nt
Organism: Syzygium oleosum
Lineage: Eukaryota; Viridiplantae; Streptophyta; Magnoliopsida; Myrtales; Myrtaceae
Product: probable glutathione peroxidase 2
Exons: 7
Coding region: 125-742 (205 amino acids)
Biological process (GO): response to oxidative stress
Cellular component (GO): cytosol
Molecular function (GO): glutathione peroxidase activity
Source: RefSeq, a predicted model, not a curated record